AUGGGUGGAGACGGAAAAUUGGGGUUCGGCAUUGUAAUCGGAAGGUCCGACAAUGGUUUGGAUAGAAGACAAGCAUUUGUAGCAAUGAUAUGCGAAAGAAGUGGCAUGUACCAACCAAGGCUUAGGAACUUGAAACGAGAUGACACGAGAUCGAGGAAAUGUGAAUGUCCAUUUAAAUUGCGCGGAUACCAUAUGGCGUAUGAGACAUGGAAAUUUAAUAUGAUUUCUGGUAUACCUAGUCAUGCGUUGCAUGACAAUCUAUUUGGUUAUACCAUUGUAUGCCGCCUUGUUCUAGAGGAGAGGGAACUCGUUUUAGACAUGACAUUAAAGAUGGUGGCGCUGAAAAACAUACUCGCAACUUUGAAACGCAAAAAAUCUCUAAAUGUUUCAAAUAUUAAGAAAAUAUACAACGCACAUGCUUGA
This is a messenger RNA of Lathyrus oleraceus (garden pea), 423 nucleotides long. RefSeq lists its product as uncharacterized. The record is from RefSeq and is a predicted model, not a curated record. NCBI's taxonomy places the organism in Eukaryota, Viridiplantae, Streptophyta, Magnoliopsida, Fabales, Fabaceae. The transcript has a single exon. Bases 1 to 423 code for a protein of 140 amino acids.